AGGAUCUCGGGAACCACGCGCGUUGGCCCUCGUCGGCCGCCGUCUCGGUGCUUCUAAGGGUCUGUCAGUUGCUGAGGUGGGACUCGAGGGCGGUAGGCACGGAGGGGAAGUGUUUGGAGAAGUGGUGCGGUGAUCUGUGUCCAGCGGUGAAGAUCGAGGUUAUCGCCAGGCACGGACAUUUGAUGCAGCUCUGAUCUGUUAAGUAUGAGGGAAAGUCUGCCAAACAGCUUCUGGGAAAUGGUUGAGUCCUUGAUCACCAAUCCUAGAGAUCUCAGGCUGGCACUGCAGGGAGACUAGACUGAAGGGCCAAGAUGGGACAAAGUGUUGUCCGGAUUAGACAUGGGGAUGGCAGGCCCAGAGCAGACAGAAGACAGUAUACCCUGCAGUUGGCUAGUCCUUUCUUCAGAACAGGAGAACAUGACCAAGGACCGGGUACCAUUAUCAUUCGAGGAUGUGGCUGUCGGCUUCUCCUGGGAGGAGUGGCAGUUACUGGCUCCAUCUCAGAAGGACCUGUACCGGGACGUGAUGUUGGAGAACUAUAGGAACCUGGUGUCAGUGGGUUAUCAAGCCAGCAAACCAGAUUCACUCUUCCAGUCGUUGCAAGGAGAACCACCAUGGAUGGUAGAGGGAGCAGCUUGGAGUCAGAGCUGUCCAGGUAAGAAACCAUAUGGAUGGAAUAAAUGUGCAGUGAAUUCUUAUGAACCACUCAUGACCUUGCUUCAGAGAACUUGUGCGGGAAAGAAAUCUCAUGAAUGCUGUGAUUGUAGGAAAGCCUUUCCCAGUAAGUUAAAGCUAAUUACUCAUCAACAAACUCACACAGAGGACAGACCAUUUGGGUACAAUCAAUGUCCAAAAGCCUUCAUUACAAAGUCAGCACUCAUCUGUCAUCAGAAAACUCAUCAUAGAGAAGGGAAAUCCUAUGUAUGCAGUAAAUGCGGGAAAGCUUUUCCUUGGGAGUCAAAACUCACCUUACAUCAGAGAACUCAUUCAGGAGAGAGACCCUUCAGAUGCAGAGUAUGUGAUAAAGCCUUUAAGGUUCAGACACAUCUGACUGUACAUCAGAGAACUCACACAGGAGAGAAACCAUACGAAUGCUCAGAUUAUGAGAAAGCCUUCUCAAAAAAGGCUCAGCUCAUAAUCCAUCAGCGAAUUCACACAGGAGAGAGACCAUAUGGAUGUAGUCAAUGUCCAAAAGCCUUCGUUACAAAGUCAGCACUCAUCUAUCAUCUGAAAACUCGUCAUAGAGAAGGGAAAUCCUAUACAUGCAGUAAAUGCGGGAAAGCUUUUCCUUGGAAGUCAAAACUCACUUUACAUCAGAGAACUCAUUCAGGAGAGAGACCUUUCAGAUGCAGAGUAUGUGAUAAAGCCUUCAUGGUUCGGACACAUCUCACUGCGCAUCAGAGAACUCACACAGGAGAGAAACCAUACGAAUGCUCAGAUUGUGAGAAAGGCUUCUCAAAAAAGGCUCAGCUCAUGAUUCAUCAGCGAAUUCACACAGGAGAGAGACCGUAUGGAUGUAGUCAAUGUCAACAAGCCUUCAUCCAGAAGUCAGAUCUCACUAAUCAUAAGAAAACUCAGCAUGUAGUCAGGAAAUCUCAUGGAUGCAGUGAAUGUGGGAAGGUUUUGUCCUCUAAGUCAACUCUUAUUAUACAUCAGAGAACCCAUACAGGUGAGAAGCCCUUCAAAUGCAGUGUAUGUGAUAAAGCUUUCACAUCGAAUGCACAUCUUAUUGUCCAUCAGAGAAUUCAUACAGGAGAGAAACCAUAUGAAUGUUCAGAUUGUGAGAAAGCCUUCUCCACUAAGGCACAUCUUACAAUUCAUCAGCGAAUUCACACAGGAGAAAGACCAUAUGGCUGCAGUGAAUGUCAGCAGGCUUUCAUCCAGAAGUCAGGUCUCACCAUGUGCAAAAUUGUCACGCGAGAGUGAAAUCUCAUGGAUGCAGUGAAUGUGGAAAGGUUUUGUCCUGUAAGUCAACUCUCAUUAUACAUCAGAGAACCCAUACAGGUGAGAAGCCUUUCAAAUGUGAUGUCUGUAAUAAAGCCUUUACAGCUAAAUCCUAUCUCACUGUACAUCAGAGAAUUCAUACAGGAGAGAAACCAUAUGAAUGCUGUGAUUGUAAGAAAGCAUUUGCUACUUUGUCAACUCUCAUUGGGCACCGGAGAACUCACACAGGAGAGAGGCCCUAUGGGUGCAACAGAUGUCCAAAAGACUUCUUCCGGAAGUCAGCUCUUAUUAAUCAUCAGCGAACUCAGCAUAGGAGAAAAUUCUCUAUGCAAUGACUAUCGGAAUGUGAGAAAUCGUUUUUGAUUAAUCCUGUCUAUUCAGAGAACUCAUAUAAAAUAGAAAUGUCAUGAACGCUUUGAUUAUAGUAGACCAUUCUGGAACUUCUAUAGGAAAUGAACCUUCUAGAUGCAAUUAAAGCUGUAAGCCUUUCAUCUGAACACUCCUCUCAGUCUACCGCAGGGAUCGCACCUAAAGAGAGAAACAUUGUAAAUUCAGAGAUUGUCAAAAAUUUCAUUUGAAACUCACAGGCUAUGUGUUUAGGAGGAAACACCUGUGGAUGCAGUGAAAGUGGGAAAUCAUUCUUUUCAAGUCACAUUUGUUAUACAUUAGGAUAUUCGUUCAGGGGAGGGACCCUGCAGUUGUAGUGAGUGCAGAAAAGCCAAGAAAAAUCACAUCUCAUUGUACAUUGUAUUUGACUUUAUUAUUUGUUGGAAUGACAUGUAGGAACAUAAUUUUUAGGAGUUAAUAAAAUUUAUUAAACAUAAAUAUUAUGCUUAUAAUAUUAUAACAUUUUAUUAGACAUAAAAUAUUAAGUAAUAAAAUCUCAUGGAAAUAGAAAUGUUCUAUUUCCUUAUAAAUCAGAAUACCUUAUAAUAUAUAAUUUGACUUAGUAAGAAUACCAAAGCAUUAGACUGCAUAAAUUUGCUGUCCUUAUUUUUACUGUCUUUUGUAGUGUUUCUGCCAAGUGUGAUGAACUAUCACUACUUGAAACUGCUAUUGUUCUAGAGCCUUAUUUCUUAGAUAUGCAAAAGUGAUAAAAGAUUUGCAUGGAAUACUAAAAAAUAAGCAACAUAUGAGACAAAGGGGGAGAAAAGACUUGUGUUCAUGUGUGUGUUCAUGUAUAUUUAUUGCAAGUGCUGUAUAAUGCAGGAACUCUGGAUUUAUUAUGAAAACACUUCCUUGGGCACUAGAAACAUUUUCUCUCUUAGCAUUUCCUAAAAUGCCCAGUAUUUACUAAUAUUAAGGAUAACACUGCAGAAGUUGGAGUUCUUGAAACAUAGCUGGAAUGGAAAGUGGUUCACUUGCUGUGGAAACAAUUUCGCAAUUCCUCUAAAAAGUUAAAUGUAGAAUUACUAUAUGACCCUGGAGUGCCACCUGCAGCUAUCUAUUGAACAUACUUGAAAGCAGGUACUUCGGUACUUCUACAUGAAAGUAGAAGUACUACAGUACUUCUACACUGUUCACAAUAAUCAAAAGGUGGAAGUAAUCCAAGUGUCCAUCAGUGGAUGAAUGGAUCAGCAAAAUGUGGUACGUGUGUGUAUAUACAUGUAUUCACAUAGAUAUACAUAAUGAAUAUUGGUUACCUAUGCAAGUGAAAUGUUGUUGAAUAAACGUAAGCCUCCAAAACAUGAUAACUGAAAGAAGCCAGACACAAAGGACCCCAUAUUGUAUUCCUGUUUAUAUGAAAUGUGGAGAAUAGGUAAAUCUAUAGAGAUGGCAAAUUGGUGGGUUCCAGGGCCUGGGGAGAAGAGAGCAUGGAGACUGACUGAUUAAUGGUUAUGGAUUUGUUUGUUUCUUUUUUAGAAUGAUAAAAAUGGGAACUAGGUAGAGGUGGUAGUUGCAUAACAUUGUGAAUGUAGUAAACAUCACUGGAUUGUAUACUUCGAAAUGCUAAUUUUGUUUUAUGUAUAUUUUUACAUCAAUAACGAAUAUAUUUGGAAAAAGUACCAUUGAAAAACUGUUGA
Molecule: messenger RNA, 3968 nt
Organism: Lutra lutra (Eurasian river otter)
Lineage: Eukaryota; Metazoa; Chordata; Mammalia; Carnivora; Mustelidae
Product: zinc finger protein 577-like
Exons: 7
Coding region: 340-1926 (528 amino acids)
Biological process (GO): negative regulation of transcription by RNA polymerase II
Cellular component (GO): nucleus
Molecular function (GO): DNA-binding transcription repressor activity, RNA polymerase II-specific; RNA polymerase II cis-regulatory region sequence-specific DNA binding; DNA-binding transcription activator activity, RNA polymerase II-specific
Source: RefSeq, a predicted model, not a curated record